AAGUUUAAAAUGGAGAAUCUCCACAAUCAAUCUACCCACAAUCUUGUGCAAGUGAUUGAAGGUGGUUGAAGAUGAACAGUGGAGUGAACCAAAAGAAAAAGAUAUCAUAAUGAGAGGUGUAGCAGAAUCAUAUUGGCUAAUGCAACCCCUCAUCAUGAAGCUUUGAACUCCCCACUCCUUUUAGUGGUUACACCAUUUCCCUUUUCCCUUUUCUCUUCCUUCCUCCACAAACCAUUUCAAUAUUUCAAUCUUUUUCACUUUCUUUUAGAAAACAACUUAUUCUUUCAAUGCAAUUUUCUUCCACCUUUUCCAAACUCCUCCUCUCAUGCUCUUGAAUUGGCCCUACCAAUUCCUUAAUGGAAGGGCUUAUCCAUAUUCCCUUAAGAUGCCCUCUCAGCCACUUGAUCCUUGUAGCCUUUAAAUCACAGCCAUCUGAUGCAACUUUUCCACAAAAACACAGGAAAAACCAGAGUUUCUGCUCAUUUAUAUAGUUCAAACCCCUUGAGGGAUUGAUGGUUUUAUGUAGAACCAACAAUUCAAAUGCCGGGGUUCGGUGUUUUCCCUCUUGGUAGCUGUUUCGAUGGGUGCCGAGACCACGCUCAAGCGUCGGGAUUCGGCACGCGUAUAUGGAACUUGAGCGACAGGCCGAUCGAGCUGCAGAUAAGGGUAGGAUCAAUAUUGAAAAAGGUGCAUAGUUUGAAGCCAGGAUGCUCAAAGAGGUUGAAAUGUAAGAGCAUUUACAAAGCAUAUAUGCCAGGAAGGAGUAUGAAGAGCUUGCUUUAUUACUAUGAUGAAGCUUGCCAACCUUAUGUUUGGAUACAUGAAAGUGGAGGUGAUUCCAUGAGAAUGGUGAAGCAACAAUUCAUCAGUCUUGAAGAUUUGAGGGAAUUUUCUGAGAUUAGAAUCUUUCGGGAUCAUCAGCGCGGUUGCGUAUCGGUUCGGAAGAAACCGAGGCUGGGUUUCUGCUGAUUCUUAUACUAAAACAUGUUGUGUUUUGAAACUUUGUAACUUUU
This is a messenger RNA of Cucurbita pepo subsp. pepo (vegetable marrow), 1013 nucleotides long. RefSeq names its product RING zinc finger protein. Lineage: Eukaryota; Viridiplantae; Streptophyta; Magnoliopsida; Cucurbitales; Cucurbitaceae. The record is from RefSeq and is a predicted model, not a curated record.